AUUUGUGGGAGGGGCUAGUCAGCGCUAGGUCGGGACUACGGUGACUGAACCCAGAAGGCGGGGAGCAGUUGUCCUCCGCUGCACGAGGCGACUCUGGAGCUCUGUGACGGUGCCCAGCGUGUCCCACUCCUGGGACAGGAUAGGGACCGCCGUGCCCAUAUCUCCUGGCUGGUCGCCCUCUCCUCUGGACCCUGCUUCAAACCGCGUGGUUCGAUGGCGGCGGCGGCCACGCUGAGGCUCUCAGCUCAGGGCACAGUGACUUUUGAAGACGUGGCUGUGAAAUUUACCCAGGAGGAAUGGAAUCUCCUUAGUGAGGCUCAGAGAUGCCUGUAUCGUGAUGUGAUGCUGGAGAACCUGGCACUUAUAUCCUCCCUGGGUUGUUGGUGUGGAGUGGAAGAUGAGGCACCUUCUAAGCAAAGUAUUUAUAUACAAAGAGAGACUCAGGUCAGGAUUCCUAUGGCAGGUGUGUCUCCCAAGAAGGCCCACCCCUGUGAGAUGUGUGGCCCUAUCUUAGGAGACAUUUUGCACAUGGGAGAUCAUCAGGGAACACAUCACAAGCAGAAACUGCACAGGUGUGAGGCCUGGGGGAACAAAUUGUAUGACAGUGGAAACUUUCAUCAACACCAGAAUGAGUACAUUGGAGAGAAACCCUACAGAGGCAGUGUUGAGGAAGUGUUGUUUGUGAAGAGGUGUAAGUUCCAUGUGUCAGGGGAGUCAUCUGUCUUCAGUCAGAGUGGGAAAGACUUUUUGCCCAUUUCAGGAUUACUCCAGCAGGAAGCCACUCACACUGGGGAGAAGUCAAACAGCAAAACUGAGUGUGUGUCUCCCUUUCAGUGGGGGGGAGCUCACUAUAGCCAUGGAGAAUCCAUGAAACAUUUUAGCACCAAACAUACACUCAGUCAGCACGAGAGACUUCUCCCUAGAGAAGAGUGUUAUGUGUGCUGUGAAUGUGGGAAAUCCUUUAGCAAACAUGCUAGCUGUAGUAAUCAUCAGAGAGUUCACACUGGUAAAAGACUUUAUGAAUGUGGAGAAUGUGGGAAAUCCUUUAGUCAAAAGAGAAGCCUCAUUCAACAUCAGCGAUUUCACACUGGAGAAAAACCUUAUGAGUGUGAAGAGUGUGGGAAAUCUUUUAGUUCAGAAGGACAUCUUAGGAGCCAUCAACGAGUUCACGCUGGAGAAAGACCUUACGAGUGUGGAGAAUGUGUGAAAUCUUUCAGUCAUAAGCGCAGUCUUGUUCACCAUCAGCGAGUUCACACUGGAGAAAGACCUUAUCAGUGUGGAGAAUGUGGGAAAUCUUUCAGUCAAAAGGGCAACCUCGUUCUACACCAGCGAGUUCACACUGGAGCAAGACCUUAUGAGUGUGGAGAAUGUGGGAAAUCUUUUAGUUCAAAAGGACACCUUAGGAACCAUCAGCGAGUUCACCCUAGAGAACGACCUUAUGGGUGUGGAGAAUGUGGGAAAUCUUUUAGUUCAAACGGGCACCUUAGGAGCCAUCAGCGUGUUCAUACUGGAGAAAGACCUUAUGAGUGUGGAGAAUGUGGGAAAUCUUUUAGUCAUAAGCGCAGCCUUGUUCACCAUCAGCGCAUUCACACUGGAGAAAGACCUUACAAGUGUGGAGAAUGUGGGAAAUCUUUUAUUGAAAAAGGACACCUUAGGAGUCACCAGCGAGUUCACACUACAGAAAGACCUUUUAAGUGUGGGGAAUGUGGGAAAUGUUUUAGUCACAAGGGUAACCUCGUUCUACACCAGCAUGGCCAUAUGGGAGGAAGGCCUUAUGUGUGUAGGGAAUGUGGAAAAUUAUUUAAGAAGAAGUCUCGCCUCCUUGCACACCAGAGAAUUCACAAUGGAGAAAAGCCAUAUGCUUGUGAAGGUUGUCAGAAAUUUUUUAGGCACAAGUACCAACUCAUUGCACAUCAGAGAGUUCACACUGGAGAAAGGCCUUAUGAAUGCAAUGAUUGUGGAAAAUCAUUUACCCACAGCUCUACGUUCCAUGUUCAUAAGCGAAUUCACACUGGAGAAAAGCCUUAUGAGUGCAGUGAAUGUGGAAAAUCUUUUGCUGAAAGCUCCAGUCUCACUAAACACAGGAGAGUUCACACUGGAGAAAAGCCUUAUAAAUGUGAGAAAUGUGGGAAAUUAUUUAACAAGAAGUCUCACUUCCUUGUACAUCAGAAAGUCCACACUGGAGAAAAGUCAUAUGAGUGUGAGGAUUGUCAGAAAGUUUUUAGCAAGAAGGACCACCUCAUUGCACAUCAGAGAGUUCACACUGGAGAAAAGCCAUAUGAAUGCAAUGAUUGUGGGAAAUCAUUUACCCACAACUCUGCAUUCCGUGUUCAUAAGAGAGUUCACACUGGUACACGACCUUAUGAGUGCAGUGAAUGUGGGAAAUCCUUUGCCAAAACUUUCAGUCUCAUUAAACACAGGAGAGUUCACACUGGAGCAAGGUCUUGUGAUUGCAGCAAAUGUGGAAAAAAAGUUACCUGAAGGUCUUCUCUCUUUGAACAUCAGAGUUCACACUAGACAAAUGAAAUACAUUUGGGCGAUUUUGUAGCCACACCUCUGUGCUCCUUCAGCAUCAGAGAGUUAACACUGGAUCAGGGCCUUACCAGUGUGACAAAUGUGAGAUAUUUAUGUAGAAAUCUAGCUUCAUAAUACACAGGAGACUUACCACUGCAGAAACGCUUUUUGAAUGUAUUGAAUGCAAGAAAGGCUUCAGCCUUCUUAUUAGAGCCUCAAACAUUGUCAUGAGAAAAACACAAUAGAUGUAUAUGGAAUGUUACUUCUUUUUCAAUGUAACAUUCGAGGAGCUCCUUUGAGGGUGCCACCUGCCUAGAUUGAAUGUCAUUUAUUGAGAAUCUGCAAAAGUUUCAAGCAUGGGGCAGCUACAGUACAUUUUUCACUCUACCCAGGUGCCUUGCUAGAUUUUUUUUUGAGAUAGUGUGUCACUCUGUCGCUCAGGAUGGAGUGUAGUGAUGUGUUCACAUUUCUUGAUCUCCUGGACUUGUGAUUCUCUUGCCUCAGCCUCUUGAGUAGCUGAAACCACAGGCAUGCACCACCAUGCUCCACUAAUUCUUUAAGUUUUGGAGAGACAGGGUCUCACCAUGUUGCCCAGGCUGGUCUUCAACUUCUGGACUCAAGUGAUCUUUCCACCUUGGCCUCCAAACAUGCUGGGAUUACAGGUGUGAGUUACUGUGCCUCACUUUUUUUUUUUAACUUUUAAUUUCUGAUCUAGUCACAGAAGGAUUUGUUGAGUAGCUUCAGCACUUCUUCCUUUGUCAUUUUUUUCUGUCUGAUAAGUCGUGCCAUGGACCUUACCCAUUUUUAUCCCAGAGGCCUCUUAUGUUGACUUGAAAAGAUGAACUAUGUCUUUCAGAGAU
This is a messenger RNA of Mandrillus leucophaeus (drill), 3374 nucleotides long. RefSeq names its product zinc finger protein 814 (gene ZNF814). Lineage: Eukaryota; Metazoa; Chordata; Mammalia; Primates; Cercopithecidae. Gene Ontology annotation, molecular function: RNA polymerase II cis-regulatory region sequence-specific DNA binding; DNA-binding transcription factor activity, RNA polymerase II-specific. The record is from RefSeq and is a predicted model, not a curated record. Gene Ontology annotation, biological process: regulation of DNA-templated transcription.